UGGUUAUUCACCUCAUCAGUUCUAUUUCAAUAGUCUGGCAAUCGUCGAGACAUGGCCACGCACCCUGACAGACUAUGCCAUCGCCUUCAGUAUGGCUGACCCGAAUAUUGCGAACCACUCGCUCCUGUGUGCCAAUCCGUAAUCCGCGUCGAUACCUUGCCAGUGUUGCUGCCACCAGUCCGAAUUUGAUCGCCGACGAGGCUAUCCACCUUCGCCAGUAUCAAGAAGAAUGUAUUCAGUCAGUUUUGUCUCAUCUGACAAAGGGUGAAAAACGCCUAGGUAUCUCCCUGGCUACGGGAAGUGGCAAGACUGUCAUCUUCACCCGACUAAUUGAUCGGGUCAAGCCUCCCACCGAAGAUGCCCAGCAGACGCUCAUUCUCGCCCAUCGGCGAGAACUGGUGGAACAAGCUGCCCGCCACUGUGAAAGAGCCUAUCCACACAAGAGCAUUGACAUUGAGAUGGGAGAUGUGAGAGCAUCAGGAUGCGCUGAUAUAACCGUGGCGUCGGUUCGAAGCAUGGUUUCCGGUGAUCGUCUGAGCAAGUACGAUCCAUCUCGAUUCAAACUCGUCCUGGUCGAUGAAGCACAUCACAUCGUCGCACCUGGCUACCUGCAAGUUCUGGAACAUUUUGGACUCGAGGAGCGACAGGAUUCAGGUCCUGCACUUGUGGGUGUAUCGGCGACGUUCUCCCGCUUCGAUGGGCUGCGACUCGGCUCGGUCAUCGAUCAUAUUGUCUACCACAAGGACUACGUCGACAUGAUUGGGGAGAAAUGGCUAUCAGAUGUCAUGUUCACCACCGUCAAGUCCAAGGCGGAUCUAUCCAAGGUCAAAUCUGGCAGAGAUGGCGAUUUCCAGACCGGCCAAUUGGCUCAAGCAGUCAACAACGAUAUCACCAACGAUAUCACCAUUGACGCCUGGCGCUCCGAGGCAUCGGACCGCAAGUCCACGCUUGUCUUUUGUGUCGACAUCAAUCACGUCGUCACACUGACCGCAGCGUUUCGCAAGAUUGGAAUUGACGCUCAAUAUAUCACCGGCGCCACCAAGAAGCGUGUUCGCGGAGAACGCCUUGCCGCAUUCAAGAAUCGCGAGUUUCCUGUCCUUCUGAACUGUGGAGUCUUCACCGAAGGCACCGACAUGCCCAACAUCGACUGCGUUCUUCAGGCACGACCCACCAAGUCGCGCAAUCUCCUCGUCCAGAUGAUCGGUCGUGGUAUGCGUCUAUACCCUGGCAAGGAAAACUGUCACGUCAUCGACAUGGUAGCCUCGCUCGAGACCGGAAUUGUCACGGUACCUACAUUAUUUGGUCUGGAUCCUGGUGAAAUCGUCCAAGGUGCCAAAGUCGAUGAUCUCAAGGAGCUCAAGGAGAAGAAGGACUCGAGCAGGGAACUUGCAUCCGCGAGCAGUCGAUCAUCCUCAAACUUGGGAAACCAUGAGCUUAAAUUCACACACUACGAUUCCGUACACGAUCUGAUUGAAGACACUUCAGGAGAACGACACGUGCGAGCGAUGUCGUCUUACGCAUGGGUGCAGAUCGAUUCCACGAAAUAUAUAUUGGCGGCACGAGGCGGGAUCUUGAGUCUCGAACGGCGACUAGCGCCGACAGAGGAAGCGACAUCGCCCCAAGACCACUUCGCAGUGAUUUGGAAGUACUCGCUGCCCACGAUGGAAGGCAUUCAGUCGCCGUGGUCGCGGCCUCGCACAGUCGCUACGGCCGCCACACUCUCGGAUGCCCUGCAUGCAGCAGACACGUUUGCCGCGACAAAGUUUGAACGUAUCUUCAUCGCCACCAGUUCCAGUUGGCGUAGUAGCCCCGCCAGCGAGGGUCAGUUGUCCUUUCUCAACCGUUUGCGUGAAUUGACCGUGGAGGAGCCCUUGACUGCGGACGACCUCACAAAGGGUCAGGCUGGUGACAUGAUCACCAAGAUCAAGUUUGGAGCAAGAGGUCGUUUUGACAAGAUGCAGGUCAAGAAGCGAAGAGUUCAGCGAGCUGCCAACAAGAUCCAGGAAUUGAGGAGCCGAGAGGAGGUCAAGGUUGGACCUUUGGACAGUUGAAUAUCAAUCGCUGUCGACUAUCCAUGCACGCCAUGUUGGCGCACACGUGAUCUGUACACUAAUGUAUCUCUACUUCCUAGGAGCUGUCCUAGUUGUACAAUACUCAAUUUCUGCACACUGGA
Molecule: messenger RNA, 2173 nt
Organism: Exophiala mesophila
Lineage: Eukaryota; Fungi; Ascomycota; Eurotiomycetes; Chaetothyriales; Herpotrichiellaceae
Exons: 2
Coding region: 75-2051 (658 amino acids)
Molecular function (GO): ATP binding; DNA binding; hydrolase activity
Source: RefSeq, a predicted model, not a curated record